Molecule: messenger RNA, 2079 nt
Organism: Rubroshorea leprosula
Lineage: Eukaryota; Viridiplantae; Streptophyta; Magnoliopsida; Malvales; Dipterocarpaceae
Source: the annotation of a GenBank genome assembly
AGAAUCCUUCCCCUCUCUCCUGUCCUUCUCACUUCAUUGUUGUCUUCUUCAAUUUUAAACUGUGUUUCCAAAAUUCUUCUCACAUCAAAGAAAUAUAGCAGCUUUUUCCCUUGGAGAGAAAAAAAAAAAAAAAAGUGAGAGAAACUCGGAUUCUUAUUCAAGUCAAGAAUCGUCUCUUUGGAAUAUAUAUGCAUCUUCUUUGGCCAUGAAUCAUUUUAUUUCUGAAUGGAAUUUUGAAGCUGAUCUUCCCAUCUCCAAUCAUUAAGAAACCAAUGGGAGAGGACAAUGAGCUGGUAGAGCUCUUAUGGCAGAAUGGUCAAGUAGUUUUGCAUAGCCAAACUCAUAGAAAACAUGGUGCUAAUCAGAGUGAGUCUAGACAAGUGCAGCAAUAUGAGCAACCAACUACGACUAGGGGUGGUAUGUCAUACGGGAAUUCGGGUGGUUUGAUUCAUGAUGAUGAGACAGUUUCAUGGAUCCAUUACCCAAUUGAAGAUUCAUUUGAAAAAGAAUUUUGUUCUGAUUUUUUCUCUGGAUUGCAGACGUCUAAUGCAGUAGAGGCAGAUAAGCAUGAUAGACAAUUAGAAAAAGAAAGAUUUGUUAAGUCUGCUGCCUCAACUGGUAUUAAUGUCAUUGCAAACCCACAAGAGCUAAAUGUUAAUUCUGUUGUACCAGCAUUUCCUAGAAACCCAACUACACCCUGUAAAUUUCAGAUUGAUAGAGCCUUUCAAGGUAAAAGGUUAGGAAAUUUGGUUGAAGAUAUUAAUUUUUCCCAAUUUUCAGCACCAUUUAAGGGUCAUAUGGGAGGAUCAUCCAAUGGACAGUUUGAAGGAGAAGGGAAUGGCAAUAUGACAAGAGAAUCUUCAGUGAUGACAUUUGGGUCCAGUCACUGUGGUAGCAACCAAAUACGAAAUGACAUUGAUUUCAGCAGAGCAUCCAGUGAUGGCAUUGGGACUACUAAUGGUUUAUCUGCAGGAUCCAUGAAGGAUAAUGUUCAAAAAGAGGUCAGUAAUAGUGAAAUUGGAAGAACUGCGACACUUGAACCAGCUGUUACUUCUUCUGAUGGGUCUGGCAGUAGUUUUGAUAGAACAUGCAAGGAAUCUACUGGGGUAGGUAGCCAAAAGAGAAAAAACAUGGAUGGGGAGGAAACAGAGUGCCAAAGUGAGGCUGUUGAACUUGAAUCAGCUGCUGGAAACAAGCUAUCCCAAAGAGCCAAGCCUCCCCGCCGGAGUCGAGCUGCAGAAGUGCAUAAUCUUUCGGAAAGGAGACGGAGGGAUAGGAUUAACAAAAAGAUGAGGGCAUUGCAAGAGCUAAUACCUCACUGCAACAAGACAGAUAAAGCAUCCAUGCUAGAUGAAGCAAUUGAAUACUUGAAGUCACUUCAGUUACAGCUGCAGGUGUCUCAGGUAAUGUGGAUGGGGAGCGGAAUGACUCCAUUGAUGUUUCCAGGAGUCCAACAUUAUAUGCCCCGCAUGGCUAUGGGAAUGAGUCUACCCACAAUGCCUCCAAUUCACAAUUCUAUGCAUCUUCCAAGGAUUCCUGUAGGGGAUCAUUCUGCAGCUAUGGCUCCUCCACAAAACCAGGCUGUAAUGUGCCAAACUCAAGUACCAAAUCCCGUUAGAUUUCAAAACCAUUUGCAGAAUUCCACUUUGCCUGAGCAAUAUGCCCGGUACAUGGGCUUUCACCACAUGCAAGCUGCCUCACAGGCUAUGAAUAUGUUUGGAUAUAGUUCCCAGACGGCACAACAGAGCAAAAUGACAUCACAGCCAGGCAGUGAUUGCAGGCCCCCGGCUGGAGGAGCUUCUGCAAAUGGUGAUGCUUCUCUUCAAUAAGUGGAGACAACAGAACUGUUGCUUGUUGCAUGAUUAACGAAAUAAGAGCUUAGUGUUUACUCAUCGCAUGAUUGAGGAAAUAUUUCAUGCCAUGAAAUUGUAAAACAUUUUCUCCUACGUCUUAUAGAUGUUGAAGCAGGGGCUUUUUUAUACUUAAUACAAAAAGUGGGAAGAAAGAAUAGUUAUUCUAAUCCGUCUCAUUUCCAUGCUAAUGUUUUUGCAGUCUAUCUGCAUGAGCAAUUCAGGUACA